Messenger RNA from Chlamydomonas reinhardtii, 4202 nucleotides. RefSeq lists its product as uncharacterized. The transcript has 8 exons. Bases 93 to 2063 code for a protein of 656 amino acids. The record is from RefSeq and is a predicted model, not a curated record. Gene Ontology annotation, molecular function: ATP binding; misfolded protein binding; ATP-dependent protein folding chaperone. Gene Ontology annotation, cellular component: cytoplasm; endoplasmic reticulum lumen; membrane. Gene Ontology annotation, biological process: protein refolding; cellular response to unfolded protein; endoplasmic reticulum unfolded protein response. Lineage: Eukaryota; Viridiplantae; Chlorophyta; Chlorophyceae; Chlamydomonadales; Chlamydomonadaceae.
GCCAAGUCUGCUCACGACGUUAGGUGUUGCACCUUUGUUGGUACCUUUUUGAUUUAUAUAGCUUCGCCCCUCGGGGUGUCCGCCAUCUAAACAUGGCGCAGUGGAAGGCUGCUGUGCUGUUGCUGGCGCUGGCCUGCGCCUCUUACGGCUUCGGCGUUUGGGCUGAGGAGGAGAAGCUCGGCACCGUUAUUGGUAUCGACCUAGGCACGACCUACUCUUGCGUGGGCGUGUACAAGAACGGCCGUGUGGAGAUUAUUGCGAACGACCAGGGCAACCGCAUCACUCCCUCGUAUGUGGCCUUCACCGACGAGGAGCGCCUGAUCGGAGACGCUGCCAAGAACCAGGCUACCGUCAACCCCAAGCGCACCGUCUACGACGUCAAGCGCCUGAUCGGCCGCAAGUACGAGGACAAGGAGGUGCAGCGCGACAAGAAGCUUGUGUCCUAUGACAUUGUUGACCGCCAGGGUAAGCCCUAUGUGGCCGUGGACGUCAAGGGCGAGCAGAAGGUGUUCUCGCCUGAGGAGAUCUCGGCUAUGAUUCUUCAGAAGAUGAAGGACACUGCUGAGGCCUACCUGGGCAAGACUGUCAAGCACGCUGUGGUCACCGUGCCCGCGUACUUCAACGAUGCCCAGCGCCAGGCCACCAAGGACGCCGGCACCAUUUCUGGCCUGAACGUGGUGCGCAUCAUCAACGAGCCCACUGCCGCUGCCAUCGCCUACGGCCUGGACAAGAAGGGCGGCGAGAAGAACAUCCUGGUGUUCGACCUGGGCGGUGGCACCUUCGAUGUGUCCAUCCUCACCAUCGACAACGGCGUGUUUGAGGUCAUCUCCACCAACGGCGACACUCACCUGGGCGGUGAGGACUUUGACCAGCGCGUCAUGGAGUACUUCAUCAAGCUGAUCAAGAAGAAGUACAAGAAGGACAUUAGCGGCGACGCCCGCGCCCUGCAGAAGCUGCGCCGCGAGGCCGAGCGUGCCAAGCGUGCCCUGUCCAGCCAGCACCAGGUCCGCGUUGAGAUUGAGGCUCUGUACGAGGGCAUUGAUCUGUCGGAGCCCCUGACCCGCGCCCGCUUUGAGGAGCUGAACAUGGACCUGUUCAAGAAGACCAUGGGACCCGUCAAGAAGGCCAUGGACGACGCCAACCUGAAGAAGACCGAGAUCGAUGAGAUUGUGCUGGUGGGCGGCUCCACCCGCAUCCCCAAGGUGCAGGACCUGCUGCGCGAGUGGUUCGACGGCAAGGAGCCCAACAAGGGUGUCAACCCCGAUGAGGCCGUGGCCUACGGCGCGGCCGUGCAGGGCGGCAUUCUGGGUGGCGAGGGUGGCGAUGAGGUGAAGGACAUCCUGCUCCUGGAUGUGGCUCCCCUGUCUCUGGGCAUUGAGACCGUGGGCGGCGUCAUGACCAAGCUGAUCCCCCGCAACACUGUCAUCCCCACCAAGAAGUCGCAGACCUUCACUACCUACCAGGACCAGCAGACCACCGUGUCCAUCCAGGUGUACGAGGGCGAGCGCGCCAUGACCAAGGACAACCACAAGCUGGGCCAGUUCGACCUGAACGGUAUCCCGCCGGCCCCCCGCGGCACCCCUCAGAUUGAGGUGACGUUCGAGGUGGACGCCAACGGUAUCCUGAACGUGGCCGCUGAGGACAAGGGCACCGGCAAGAAGGAGAAGAUCACCAUCACCGCCGAGAAGGGUCGCCUGAGCCAGGACGACAUUGAGCGCAUGGUGAAGGAGGCUGAGGAGUUUGCGGAGCAGGACAAGGCCGUCAAGGCCAAGAUCGACGCCCGCAACCAGCUGGAGACCUACUGCUACAACAUGAAGAGCACCGUGGAGGACAAGAUGAAGGACAAGAUCGAGGAGGAGGACAAGGAGAAGAUCACCGCCGCCGUCAAGGAGGCGCUGGAGUGGCUGGACGAGAACCCCGACGCCGAGCCUGAUGAGUACAAGGACAAGCUGAAGGAGGUUGAGGACGUAUGCAACCCCAUCAUUGCUGAGGUCUACAAGAAGAGCGGCGGCCCCAGCGACGGCGGCGACUCCGAGGACUUGGGCGACCACGACGAGCUCUAAGCACGUUGGUGGUGUGCACAGCAGCUGCAUUUGCAGUAGCAGCUUGCAUCGCUGCAGCACUUUGUAGUCGCUUUAGUGAGCCCGUCUUUUAGAACUUGGGCACUGCGUCGGAAUACGUGGGCUUGAGCUGAUUGACUUGACAUGCCAGCGGUCCAACGUGGCGGGCAUUGGGCGCUGGCAACAUGCAUGACCCCCAAGCAGUGACUGGUUUGGCAAUGCGUAGGCGCUGUAGCAGCGCUAAAAACGGUGGUACAGAGGAGAGCAGGGGUGGCACACAUGUGCUCCCCACAAAUUUUGAGAGCCUCGACUCGUAGGAUGUGUCACCCUGACAUGUCCGCAAGGACUCUACCUCAUUACCCCAACGAAUGAGAAUGAAGAGAAGGAGAAGGCCAAGUGCUUGAUGUGUAUGCGUGCGAAACGCGGGAGUCGCGUUGUCAGGAGGAUGUAAGGUGGAGGGAGCCACUAUCCAACAUAUUGCACUGUCCAUACAACGACACAAGCGUAGGUUUGAAUGGUCAGUCGGGGCAUGUGGCUGAAUCAUUAGCAUAAACAAGGCAGCCAUCCCGCACCGCUAUUGACGAGUGUUGCGGAACUAAUGCGUACGUAGACCAGAGCGGAAGGCGGAGUGGGCUUGCAGGCGGCACGAGCGUAGGCAGUCAGUAGCGCUGGGGUCACCAUCAGGCCCCGCGCGGCUACACCACCUUAGGCUGGAGUGUGCGCAGCCACAGGCCGCGCUUGACCCAAUUGCAUGCUCCGUUACAGCGAGCCCCAUGCAAGGUCGGCGAAGGGGAGAGGUCCAUGCUUGUCAGCAGCGCGAGGCAAGGCCGAACGCUUCCACUCCUCUCCCAUGGUCGGCCCAGCAAACUUCCAGCCAGCCAGCAACUCGUCGGUACAGUAACUCCGGCGUUCGACCAGCCGCGUACUCUUGCCCUGCCGUUGCAAAUUGGUUGUCAUCUGCUGGGGUCUGGGAAUCAGCUGCACCCUACGGGACUUUACCAACCUGCCUUGACACUGUCCCAUCACACAUCCACUCCUCUCGCAUUCGGUCCUUAGGGCAGCCCUUAAGUCCUUAACGACACACAAGCCUCUAGGGCUCAGCUCCUAGCCUUACGAGCCUCGGCUCGUGAGGAAGCGCACAACAUUUUCGUUGGCGGCUUUGGCUUUCGUUACUAACUUUUUGUAGCCUUUUGCGGGCUCUGUGAGGCUUUACGACUUGGUUACGACUUGGUUUGGAUGGCUUCGGCCUUGGGUGGGUGCGUCGCGCCCUGUUUUCGGCAUCGCGCGUUCUGUGGCGGCUGGCCGCGUCUGGGUGGCCGGCCGCGCUCGUUCUGCUCUGUGGUCGCUUUUUGGUUUCGUGUGUGCAGGUUACGGGUGGCCCUGGUGGUCGCUCGUGGCCCGGCGCAAGCUUCGAUGUUCCGUGGUGCUCCUCGGCGCCUCUCCUCGUGCCGCCUGGCCCGCCGUCGUCUCCACCGGCGGCCUUGCUGGCUCAGCAGAUAGUUAGGUUGCGGGUGCCGUUCGUAGCAUGGCGGUUCAGGGACCGUUAGGCAGCAGGUGACGCUGGUCGGGUAGUCCCGGGUGUCGGGUUGUGAGUGCCCGGGCGGCUGUUGCCCGGGCGCCCGGGCGGCUGGUGCUCCUGUUCGCCUCCGGGCGCGCGCGUGCCUGUUUGAUGGGUCGGUCUAGUUCGCUGGUGGGGCGGGUGGAGGGCGGUGUGCCCGUGGCGAGGUGUUGUGGUGUACUGGUGGUUUGGUCAGUUUCCGGCUCGGUUUCCCUUUGUGGUGCCUCGGCACCGACGUUUCCGGACAUGGGCCUCCGGGCCAAGACAUUGCGCGUCUGUGACGCCGACGAGAAAAUGUGUGGUGCUUGCGUUUGAUGGGGAUGUCGGCAGACCUCUGGCCUGUCGCGCCUUGUUGUGCGUGGGUGCUGCCGCCAAAAGACCUAAACGAGAUGAGGGGUGUUACGUGGCGGUGGGGCUUUGGCGGGCUUCGGCUUGGCUUCGACUCAUGUGCGUAACACUAUGAAGGUCGGCAGCCAACCAGGGGGCGGGUGUUGUUUCUCUGGGUCGCAGAUGGCCCUUCGCGGCGUGGGUACGGCGUGCCCCCGCUUGUCGGGCUGUCCCUUCAAUUGUAAUCCGCAUCCUUA